This is a messenger RNA of Enhydra lutris kenyoni (northern sea otter), 2812 nucleotides long. Its product is annotated as MORN repeat containing 3. The transcript has 6 exons. The record is from RefSeq and is a predicted model, not a curated record. The coding region runs from base 191 to 913 and encodes 240 amino acids. Lineage: Eukaryota; Metazoa; Chordata; Mammalia; Carnivora; Mustelidae.
GAAGGGUCACCCUCAAAGGGCUGCUUGCUCAUCUGCCCGGGGACUCAGAACAUACAUGACUCAUGUCAUUUGGGCUCAGACAAGCGCAUCCCCAGGAAGCCCCAGGAUCCUGGCACUACUAGGGGUACACUGAGCCCCUGAUGUCCCUAACCCUUUACCAGCACCCCCUGGCCCCACAGAAGCAGGCAACAUGCCUAUCUCCAAGUGCUGGAAGAAGUCGGAGCCCCUGUGGAAGGGAUGGGACCGGAAGGCCCAGAAGAACGGACUGAGACACCAGGUGUACUCGGUCAAUGGUGACUGCUAUGUGGGCGAGUGGAAGGACAACAUGAAGCAUGGAAAAGGAACACACAUCUGGAAGAAGAAAGGAGCCAUCUAUGAGGGAGACUGGAAGUUUGGGAAGCGAGAUGGCUAUGGCACCCUCAGCUUUCCUGACCAAGAGAUGGGAAAGCCCAGGAAAGUAUACUCUGGCUGGUGGAAAGAUGAUAAAAAAUCGGGCUAUGGGAUUCAGUUUUUCGGACCCAAGGAUUAUUACGAGGGUGAGUGGUGUGGCAACCAGCGCAGCGGAUGGGGCCGCAUGUACUACAGCAACGGCGACAUCUACGAGGGCCAGUGGUUGAACGACAAGCCGCAUGGGGAGGGCAUGUUGCGUCAGAAGAACGGGAACCGCUACGAGGGUUACUGGGAGAGAGGCAUGAAGAAUGGGCCAGGCCGUUUCUUCCACCUGGACCACGGUCAGCUGUUUGAAGGCUUCUGGGUGGACGACGUGGCCAAGUGUGGCACCAUGAUUGACUUUGGACGUGAUGAGGCACCCGAGCCCACCCAGUUCCCCAUUCCUAAGAUCAAAAUUCUGGACCCUGAUGGCGUGCUGGAGGAAGCCAUGGCCACGUUCAGGAAGACAGAGGAAGAAGACUGAUGCCAGGGAACACACCAGAGCUUUCUGGAGAAAUUCAAGUCCGUCACCCAACUGCUCAAACCGGUGCAGCUUCUGCAGAAGGAGCGAGUGGUGACUCGGGGCACAUCCUUGGCACCCUCAGAGGGCACCUCACUCCUCCCAGCACUGGGUAACCCUCUCCCCAGCUGGCUUUCGGGGCCCUCUUGUUACAGCCUUCAUUCUCGGUCACCAUUCCUGAGAGCAGGAGUAUAAAGGAGAACCCAGUGGCAUGGGCCCAGGGCUUGUGCUGUGUGAUUGGGACGGAAGGGGUGCAGCUCUGGGAGGGACUUCAGGUGAAGAGGGAAGACGUCCCUGCGGGCUGCAUAGAUUUCCCCUGGGGGAGAAAGAGGAGAAGAGCCUCUGGUCACAGUGGCCACUGAGAUUUGGGGUGGAGAGCCGACCUGGCUUCUCAGCCUAACACAGGAGUGCUCGACCUUGGGAUCCAGUGGGAGCUUUACAAGCCACAGACAUCCAGGUCCCAUGCCCAGACUCUCGUCUGUCUGGGAUGAAUGAGGCCUGGGCCUUCAGAAAUUUCCCCAGACGAUACUAAUGUGCAACUGCAUCUAGAACCCCUGAUUUACUUUGUGACCCUAAGCAAGUGACCUUAGUUGCCCCAUCUGUAAAAUGGCACUUAGGAGAUCUCACAGGGGUGUUUUUGAGGAUUUGGUGACAGAUAUAAUAACAACAAGUAACAUGUAUUGAGGUUAAUUGUGAAGCAGAGAUCUGGAAGAGCUUUGCAUAAUUCCAGACAACAUUCUUCAAGAUAAAAGAGACUCUUACAUAAUGGGUAGGAAUCUGAGUCAGGCUGCCUGGGUGUGAAUCCCAGCAGUGAUUUAGGAGCUGUGUGUUCUCCGAUAGGGCACCCAACCUCUCUGUUCUCUAGGUUUCCUCCCCUCAAAUACGGGGCAGUCGCGGUCCUUGCCACCCAGGUUACUGUGGUUAACAUGAACAUGAAAUAAGACGUGUUCCUAAUGCAAGACAUUCUGUCUCCCCUGCCUCCCCGGGGACAUUCGGCGAUGUCUGAAGACAUUUCUGGUUGUCACAACCAGCAGGGAAAAACUUCACUGGCAGCUGGUGGGUAGCAGUUAAGGAUCCUACAAAGCACACGCUAAUGGAAACACUCUUCUACUGCGUUUUUCAGCCCAAUGACUGAAGCGUAACCCUGUAAUUCCAAGAUGUUCACUAAGGCCUCGGCACGUGCCGGGCACACAGUAAAGGCUCCAUAAACCCCGACACGAUUUCCUGUCUGCCUCCGAAAUCAUAAGCGGGGUGGCCUGACCCCAAGGUAUGGCUCUGUCUAGACCUCUCACGCCAGGAAGCUGAGCCUGGCCCACUGGGGACACAGACCGUUCACUUGGUGCCAGGCCCUGUGCCCAGAAUUUCACCCGCCACCACCCUCCCCUCCACGACCCCGCAGCUUCUGAGGCUGUCCUGCUAUUAUCACCCUUUUAGAGGGGGAAGCGGGUUCUGGGAGGCUCCCGAGUCACAAAGCGAGAAAGUAACUGUGCUUAAACAUAAAUUACCCACUGUUAACGGACAGAACAGAGCAUAGGGAAGGAUACCUUUUUUCUUUCUCCCCCCAGAAAAAGUAGGGUGUUUCUUGUUUAUGAAAUCUCCCUAGAUGGGGACACAAAAUACUGGCAACAACGGAUGCCACGGGAGAGAAUCGGGAACCUGGGAACAGGGGAGGGCGGGAGACUUUCUCACUGUUGUAUUUGGAACCUGUGAAUGUAUUUGUGUCUGAAAUACAAAGAAAACUGAAAUUAAAGAGAGAGUGUCCUUUAACUACUGUGCUUCCCUGAGCUGCCUAGGUUUGAGUACCCCGGGGUAUUAAAAACAGAUUCUAGGGGCGCCUGAGUGGCUCAGUGGGUUAAGCCUCUG